Messenger RNA from Cryphonectria parasitica EP155, 650 nucleotides. RefSeq lists its product as uncharacterized. Lineage: Eukaryota; Fungi; Ascomycota; Sordariomycetes; Diaporthales; Cryphonectriaceae. The transcript has a single exon. The record is from RefSeq and is a predicted model, not a curated record. The coding region runs from base 22 to 369 and encodes 115 amino acids.
AGUUCGACGUAUAGUUCACGGAUGUCGUCGCUAGAGAGCGUGGGAGGUGGCGCGGUCAAGUUCGCGCAGAGGUUCAGGUCAGAAGUGAGGAGUCGUGGUGACUCGCUCAUGUGGGUGAGAUCGUCUAGGACUUUGGGCUGCAUGCAGGUCAAGCAAAGGCCCGAUGGGAGAGGGUCAGGGCCGCAGGGGGGUAGUGCGGGCUGCCAGCCUGCCACCUCGUCGUGUCACAAUCGGAGGAUAUCCCGUUGUUGCGGUUCUCGCAGGGCGUUGGGAAGCAGGGCCAGCCGGUGGUUGAGGAAAAGGGUGAUCAGGUAUGUCUCGACAAAUGCCCAGGAAUCGAAGUUUAGCGGUCGGGAGGGCCCCAGGUGAGAGUAGUCCUGCCUUAGUCCGUACGUUCUUGGAGCUCCAAGGUCCCUGGCCAGCCUGGUAAGCUGUAUGCAGCUGGAGGCAGUACUGUGGUGGUGCUACGAGGGUGCGCGCCUUAGGUGCUUGGCUACACAGGCGUCCCCACCUCUGUCCACUCCACUCUCCACUGCGCUCCACUCCACCAACGCAGCUCAGAAAAAGAGGUUCGAAUACACACCCAGUAAGGUGCACAUGUACACCACCGGCCUGUACUACAAUGUAUAUGUUUGCUGAGGUUUUGCUCA